AUGAGUCCUGAAAUAUUAUUUUUGCAAGGAAAGAUUUCUCCAAAAAGUGAUAUUUAUGGAAUGGGACUUGUUUUGUGGGAGAUAAUCGAAAGAAAAUACGUGUUCAUGGAAUUUAUCGAAAACAAUCGGUUUCAAGUUUCAAGUUUUAAGCACAAAUGUCAUGGAAUGAAUCUGAAAGAAAUUGAUCCUUUGAAUUCGAUUGAAGAGUUAAAACAACUCGUUUACAGUUGCACCUCAUUUGAUCGAGCUUCUCGCUGGGACGCAUCUCAAGGUUUACAGCACUUGAAAAAACUAAAAGAAAAAUUUGUUCUCUUUUCCAAGCUGCCCGGUUCUUCAAAACCAUCGAAUUGCACUCUUAAACAAAUUUUCACAAUAGAUGAAAAUCCAAAUGAAAGCUUUUCUUCUACGAGUUUACCUUUAGAAGAAAAUCAACCAAAUGAACAGACUAUUCAACCGCUAAUCAAUUCAUAUCCGUUAGCUAAAAAGAUGAUUCAACAUCAUGGCAAUAUCAAUGAGUUUCUUAUCGAGGAAGGACCGUUGGAAAACUUACUCGAAAUAAAACAUCUUACACAAGCCAAAAAA
This is a messenger RNA of Mesorhabditis belari, 582 nucleotides long. Lineage: Eukaryota; Metazoa; Nematoda; Chromadorea; Rhabditida; Rhabditidae. The record is from the annotation of a GenBank genome assembly.